AUGCCUCCUCGUGCAGUAGCCAGUCCCAAGAAGAAAAGGUCCAAGCGCAAAGCUUCUGACGCUUCAAAGGCUAGCUUACCGAAGAAGCCCCGUGCAGCAAACCCCGUCGAAAUUCCUAGCAUGCCGCUUGUAUCUCUUGGUCUAACCAAAGUUGAUGCAGCGGACGCUGCUCCUCGCCUUCUGUUAGAGGCUAAGUCCGGAAUCGGAAACCAAGGGCACCACAUCUCUUGGUACGGUCAAUCCCGUGAACCCUCAGGCUCCAGAACACAUCGUAAAGGCGAAAGAAUCAUCAGAAGGUAUAACACACAGUCUUUGUUGUCGGUGGUGUUGAUUACUUCAGUGCCAGCCCCGGUGCCUCAUUUUUUAUUGCAGCAAAAUGGCGGGAGGUUUGGUUUUGCAGCUUCGACCACCAAUCGUGUUGUCCCUCCUGGCGCAGAGCCCAAUCCUCAAGUCUUGAAUAACCCAUAUCUUGAGCAGCGCAAUCAGAAUACUUUCGCUGAUCACUCCCGCAGUUCACAACCUCAAACAAACUGCUACCUUGAUCCGAUGGAGGACAGCGACUCUAGCGGUAGUGGUACUGACACUGACAUUGACAAAGACGACAACGAAGAGGGUGAGGACGAGGCAAGGGCGAGGACGAGGAUGAGGACGAAGGAGACGAAGGAGGAGAAUAAUGAAUCCCAGUUUGGUUGGGGGGAAGCUCACCAACGGCAGAAGGGACAUCCAGGAUUUUCAGCUGAAGGACUCCCUACUCAGGCUCGAGUUGCUCGCCCUCUGACACCAGACUUCGAAUUUCAAUACUCACGCGAUGAAGAUGAAGACUCUGCCCGGAUGCGUCUCAACAACAGCAACCAGCCUCUGGGCACCUUACCAGGAGUGCAGCAGGAACGAUCGGAUCCUCAGACUAACACCUCAAAGGCCGAGGAUGUAUUGAAGCGCCACCAUAAGAAAAAUGGUCAGCCUCGCCUUCCCGACCCUGAAACGCUCCAGCUGUUGAAUCAAGUGGCGGAGUCUGUCGACCAAUCAAGGAGAUGCCAGGAAACCAUCUCCGAGGUUCUACUUUCAGUUCUGGUCGCAUGGGACAAGAACGGUAGACAGUUUGAAGCUGGGGUCUGGCCAGAGCAGCAAUAUAACAUGACGCGAUUGUUGUAUGACGACCUGUCAACUUGGCGGUCUGAUCUGAAGAAGAUUGCAAUAAGCAUCGCGCCGCUAUCAUACUCGCUUUUGCCUCCGCCUUCGGUUCCUCCUCAACAACGUGCAACUUGGGUCGAAAAUGCUGCUAAAAUUUACUCCAGGGUGGUUUGUAUUUACGGUUUGGAAUAGACGAGAAUGGGCGAACAAGGAACUUCGCUAAUUCUGC
Messenger RNA from Suillus subalutaceus, 1360 nucleotides. RefSeq lists its product as uncharacterized. NCBI's taxonomy places the organism in Eukaryota, Fungi, Basidiomycota, Agaricomycetes, Boletales, Suillaceae. The transcript is spliced from 11 exons. The coding region runs from base 1 to 1323 and encodes 440 amino acids. The record is from RefSeq and is a predicted model, not a curated record.